This is a messenger RNA of Plasmodium inui San Antonio 1, 3549 nucleotides long. RefSeq lists its product as hypothetical. The record is from RefSeq and is a predicted model, not a curated record. The transcript has a single exon. Gene Ontology annotation, molecular function: protein binding. NCBI's taxonomy places the organism in Eukaryota, Apicomplexa, Aconoidasida, Haemosporida, Plasmodiidae. Bases 1 to 3549 code for a protein of 1182 amino acids.
AUGGACGCACCCAAGAUUACCCCUGCCAGCGCCCAAUUGCUGGACCAAACCAAAAACGAGGGGAACAAACUGUUCCGGAGCAAGAAGUAUGAAGAGGCUCUAGGUGUUUACCUGGGCGCCGUUGCGCAGAUUUGUGGUGAGCCAGUCGAUUCCACGAAGGUUCGAAACUGCGUCCAGUUUUUUCGCGAAAGGGGGGAAAAAAAGGAGGUGGACGUCCCCGAGGGUACCAACGGAGAUCAUCCCCCCAACCUCAACCAGCACGUGAAAGACCUCUUCACGAAAAUAUGCCACAAUGUGUCCUUAUGUUACUACUUCCUGGACCGACUGGAAGAGGCAAUUGAUUACUCCUCGUAUGUAAGCGAGAUGGAUAAGAAACACUACAAGAGUUACCACACCUUGGGCCUCUGCUACGAGAAGUUAAAGAAUUACAAAAAAUGCAUAGAAUCUUUUGAGCGUUGCAAGAUGGUCCUCUUGAAGGAGGUCGGUUCUGGCACUUCCAAUGACGCUUCCCCCCGCGGUAGUGCUGAUCUGCGAAACGAAGUGAACCGAAUCAAUGACAAGCUGAAGAGGUUAAUCAGAGAAAUGGAAGAAUCAAAGCAUCAGAAAGAGGGGGUAGGUAUCACCAUUGAUAUGAUUAAGAAGACCAUUCUUGAUGAUGCCAGCACGGAAGAAGAGAAAGUAAAAAUGAUCUAUACCAUUUAUAAGCAUAAAAUACACACCCUCUUGAGGGAAAAUAUUUUCCAUUUUUUCUCCCAAGUGUUGAAUCGUGGGGAGAAGAACCCCCUAUCCAUUGAGAAGGCAUGUCUCCACGUCAUGUACAAAUUGGUGUCUAAAAUGGAAAGAGAUGCAGAGGAAACGUCAAGAAGUAGCAACGUCUGCAUCAACAAGGUCAGUGACAUGAAGCUGGACUAUUACUACGACGUCCAUUUCGUGAAAACCAUUUUGUCUUUCCAUGAGUCCUUCGAUGAGCAGUGGAUAAACAGCUAUAUAAAGGGUAAGAUCAAUCAGAUGGAAAUUCUCAAAUUUGAUAAGAACAAACAGAGCUACCAACUUGUGAAGGAUAUUCUCAUCUUUACCAUCCACAUCGUCAAGUACAUCCAUGUAGUGACAAAUGGAAAAGUCAUAAAAAUGCUCAAUGUGUAUUUUCUCUCUAAUGACGACGUAGACAUGGCUAGCAGUGCACUGGAUGCAAUCAUUUUCCUCUGCAAAAAAAAAAAAUUCUUUAUACAGAGGAGAAACACAAAUAGGGGAAAAAGUUCAGUCUCCUUUUUACACACCUUAAGGGAAGAUGGCAACGUGGAUACCCAGCACUAUUUGAUUGAAGCCCACUUUGGCGACGUCUGCAAGCACCCCCUCUGUGCCAGCCUAGAAAUUAAGACAACGAUUCAGCAGUGCAUAAGUAUGCAUGAGAAUUUCGCCAGUGACGUGGAGUACGCCAUAAUACUUAUCUUCUCUCUUCUGCAUGAUAAAAAUAGACCGAGCGAAAAGGACACCGAAAUGAAUGACCUGAUCUAUGAGUGCAUUGAUUUGUAUUUCAAACCAGAGGAUAUUGGCCUGGAGUGGUUCCUAUCCGUUAAGUGUCUCUUCCUGGUAGACAAAAGUAUUGUUCUUAACUACCUAAUCGGAAAAAAUCAAUACAUGUGUGAUAUACUUAGCUUUAUUAAUAACUCCGUGGGAAGGAAACCAAAGAAAGAUGUCUCCCUUUUCAUCGACGUUCUGCUUCUACUUCUGAACAUCCCAGAGCUGCGUUUCAUGCUAAACAGCUACAUCGAUGUGUACAUUACCAUUUUGAGGAGCCUUCCCUAUGACGAGAAUUUUUUAAAGUUCCUCGUGGGCUCCUUCAAACUGUAUAUGCACAGCGAAGAGUUCAAAGAAGAAAUUUCCAAAAGAGUCGACUUGUUUUCCUACGCCAAGGAGUUGUUGAAGCGCUUCCUUCUGCGGUGUGAUGGGCAAAUGAGCAAACUACCUGAGGAUGGGCCCACUCAGAAGGACCCCCCAACCCGUCUGCUGAAGCGAGAGUUUCUUGAGUCAUCGGAGCAGCCCUCCGACGCCGCAAACACUGAAAACACCGAAAACACCGCAAACACCUCGCACAGUGGCAGAAAGAACUGCGAACUCGUGAGCAAAAUGGCGAAGGAACAAACGAGCGUUUCCUCGCAUGGCAGCACAGAUUACGACGAAAACGCGCUGAAGAAUCUCAUCGAAAUGGUCUUCUACCUCAGCCUGCACAUCGAAUUUAAAAAGCAGCUCCUUGAGAAGGACAACCACUACAUCCUCUUCUUCCUCAUCAAAGUGGGAGAUGAUAUAAACCAGAAGAAGCUAGACAACACGUACAAAUACCUAUACUGCAACACCAUUAACAAUUUAAUAUUAACAAGAAAAGAUGAAAAGAUCAGGCGAAGAGAAAUUAACAAAACCAAUUUAUCCAACUUCGACUCGGAGCAAAUUGAAGCCCUGGAACAAUUUUACGAGAAGUUACCCACAGCAGCCAAACCGAAGACGGACCCCCUGUAUGACUAUGGAGAUGAAGAAACGAGUAAUCGGCUAAUUAACUUAUUGUUGUAUAAUGAGAACUAUGCGCUGAAGGUGAAAGAAAAAGGGGGGGAAGAAGGCAUCCUACUCAAAGGGGCCGAAGGAGUCAUCCUUCCCAAAUGGGGCAAGUACAAAAAUGGCGCAAUCGUUAACAUCAUAUAUAAUUUUAUUAACACCAAUUUUUUUACCACCAACAUAGCCGAAGCUGUGUGUGGCAUCAUUUCCAAGCUUGUCAAAGAUACAAAAAAUAUUGGCCUCGUACUUGUAAACAAUGGAUUGAAGACCCUCCUCCUGGCGUCCAAACAUAUUGCUAAUAAAAAAAACUGUGCCUUAGCUUUGAGCGAAAUUUUUAUUUACACAAACCCUAAGUUGAUUCAGUUUUACGAGGCAUAUGAUUCACUCCCAUUGCUGAUUCAGGAACUGGCUAACGAAGAAGAGCUGGUUGUGUUCAAGUCCUUAAUGGCCAUAACGAAUAUAUUGACCAUUGACGAGAACGUAGCCAUCAAAGCCAUGCAACUGAAUUUGUGGAACAAGUGCUUCGAUAUCCUCGUAUCGGAAAAUGAGUCCAUUCGGUCGUCCAGCUUAGAGUGCAUAUGCAACUUAUGUUCUCAGCCCCACGUCCAUCAGUAUGUGUAUGAUAAAUAUAAAAAAAUUUCCGACAGGGAAGGAAAGGAUGAACAAAUUAAUUUCGUAGACAUACAAAUAAUGUAUUCUUUUACCAUGGAGAAGGAAAAUUACAAGGCCGUUUAUGCUUCUACUGGGGCACUUGGUAUGUUGUCCUCUGAUUUGCGCCUCCCGACAUUUUUAACACGGACAAAGGGUUUCCACCACAUUUUUAACGCGUUUAACGAAACGAACGAUGAGCAGAUUUUACUCCGCAUUUUAACCUUUUUCAACAACGUUAUACUGGGCGAAAAUGUCCCAUCGAAUGAUGUGAAACGAGUGAGGGACGCGGUUGGCGCCAAGGGGGGCCUGAAUGGCGAAAAUGAGCAAAUUGCUCAGUUUAUUCUCCAGUGA